Globicephala melas (long-finned pilot whale) is the source of this 2253-nucleotide messenger RNA. RefSeq names its product egl-9 family hypoxia inducible factor 2 (gene EGLN2). The record is from RefSeq and is a predicted model, not a curated record. NCBI's taxonomy places the organism in Eukaryota, Metazoa, Chordata, Mammalia, Artiodactyla, Delphinidae. Gene Ontology annotation, biological process: peptidyl-proline hydroxylation to 4-hydroxy-L-proline; cellular response to hypoxia. Gene Ontology annotation, molecular function: peptidyl-proline 4-dioxygenase activity; L-ascorbic acid binding; ferrous iron binding. Gene Ontology annotation, cellular component: nucleus; cytoplasm.
GCGCAAGCCCGGUCUCCUACGCCCGGAUGCGGUCACGUGCCCACCGGGCGAGGCGGGGGCGGAGCGUCGCGGGUGGUGGGGGCGGGGUAUGGCGCGCUGUGCGGCGCAGGGCGGCUGGCACAAACGGCGGCGCCGGGGCCGGAGGAAAAACCUCGCCACCGUGACAGGUCCCUUCCCAAGCCCCUAGGGACAGCAGAGGACUUGGGGACCAGCAAGCACCCCCAGGGCACGAGAAAAGCCCCUGCCAUCUGCCCUGCCUCAUCCUGCCCCACGCCAGGCCCAGCCGCCCCGGCCCCCGGCUGCAUCAAGUGGAGGAGGAGGAGGUGGAGGAGGGUGGCACCAUGGGCCUGGGCCGUGCCCUCCAUGCCCGGGGGAUGAAGACACUGCUGCCAUGGACAGCCCGUGCCAGCCGCAGCCCCUGAGUCAGGCUCUCCCUCAGUUGCCGGGUUCGGUGUCAGAGCCCUUGGAGCCUAGCAGGGCCAGGAUGGGGGUGGAGAGUUACCUGCCCUGUCCCCUGCUGUCCUCCUACCACCGUCCAGGAGGGCCUGGUGAGGCCUCGGCGGGGAGUGGGACCCCCAGAGCUACAGCUACUUCCACCACAGCCAGCCCCCUGCGGGAGGGCUUCGGUGGGCAGGAUGGCGGCGAGCUGCGGCCGCUGCAGAGUGAGGGUGCUGCGGCACUGGUCACCAAGGGGUGCCAGCGACUGGCAGCCCAGGGUGCCCGACCCGAGGCCCCCAAACGGAAAUGGGCAGAGGAUGGUGGGGAUGCCCCCGCCCCCAGCAAGCGGCCCUGGGCCAGGCAGGAGAACCAGGAGGCAGAGACAGAGGGGGAGGGCUGCAGCAGUGGCAGUGGUGAGGCCAGCGCCGGGCUGAGGGAGGAGGUGCUGCCCGCUGCACCUGAGCGCCUGGCCCUGGACUAUAUUGUGCCCUGCAUGCGGUACUAUGGCAUCUGCGUCAAGGACAGCUUCCUGGGGGCGGCGCUGGGUGGCCGAGUGCUGGCAGAGGUGGAGGCCCUGAAGCGGGGCGGGCGCCUGCGUGAUGGGCAGCUAGUGAGCCAGCGGGCUAUCCCGCCACGCAGCAUCCGUGGGGACCAGAUUGCCUGGGUGGAAGGCCAUGAGCCAGGCUGCCGAAGCAUCGGUGCCCUCAUGGCCCACGUGGAUGCUGUAAUCCGCCACUGUGCUGGGAGGCUGGGCAGCUACGUCAUCAAUGGGCGCACCAAGGCCAUGGUGGCAUGUUACCCAGGUAACGGGCUGGGGUACGUGAGACACGUUGACAAUCCCCAUGGCGAUGGGCGCUGCAUCACCUGCAUCUAUUACCUGAAUCAGAACUGGGAUGUCAAGGUGCAUGGCGGCCUGCUGCAGAUAUUCCCUGAGGGCCGUCCCGUGGUAGCCAACAUUGAGCCACUCUUUGACCGGCUGCUCAUUUUCUGGUCUGAUCGGCGGAACCCCCAUGAGGUGAAACCAGCCUAUGCCACCAGGUACGCCAUCACUGUCUGGUAUUUUGAUGCCAAGGAGCGAGCAGCAGCCAAAGACAAGUAUCAGCUAGGUUUCCUUGGUCUCUUAGUUCCGUCCCUGAUGACUCAGUCUCCUGUCCCCCUUCACCCCCAGCAUCAGGACAGAAGGGUGUCCAAGUACCUGUAUCACAGCCGACUACGCCCACCUAGUGGCUAGCCCCAGAGCUGCACGGACAGACAGCUUGCCUGACUUCGGGAGAGCCCUGGGCCCGGUGCCGCCAGUCACGGUGCCUGUUCCUGCCCCGCCACUGCCGCUGCUUCUGACUUUGCCUCUGUUUUGCCUGGUGUGGAGGGCUCCAUCCAUCGCUGAGGACCAAGGAGGAGGAGAGACCUCUGCUGCCCUGGGCUGGGGGCUGGGGUUGUGACCUGGGCAGAGGCCGGUGUUGGGGACUGCCAUUACUGGAGCUGGGGGCCUGUGUCCUGCCCUGUCUGGUCAUGCAUGUCCCUCUCAGGUUUGGAGAGCUGGAAGGAGGCGUUGCCACCUCCCACCAGAAUGCAGGAUUUGGGGUUGGGGUGAGUCAUGGCCUCUUGCUGGCAAAGGUUGUGGGGGAGUAUCCCCAAGCCCCCCACUCCUCCAGCCUGGAACAGGAAGUGACUCCCCAGCCCCUUUGGCCACGGCACCUUUUGGACUAGGCUGCCGCUGCUGGGCAGGAUGAAAGGUGCUGGGAGGAGCAUGGGCCUGCAAGUCCUGUCAGCCAAGAAAUAAAAGUUUACCUCAGAGCUGCACACAUCUGACUGACU